CGAGGAGCAGUCCAGCAGGAUUCAGGGGAGAUGGGGAGGACUUCUGCCAUUAGCGUGUACUGGUGGCUGUGUUAGCUCUGUCAUUAAGUUAACCUAGUUGACUAGGCUUAUUCUAACCUGCAGCACGAAUACAAACAGUAAAGAGCUGAAAUUUUCUCAACGAUACAGAGGUAUAAGGCAGCAAGUGGACUAACAUUUCCCUCGGGAGAAUAUCGACCGAGAUGUGUAACGACCUGGACUUGAUAUCAGGAAUCUACCUGGCUGCUAGUCUGUUGACUGACAGCUGGCACCUGGCUGCUUAGCUAGCUGACUAGCUAGCUAGGUGAGCUGACUGGGUUUUUCGGGCUCAUAGUCCGGCUCAUUGUGUAGCUAGUACUGAUUUUGGUAUAGAGUGGAAAGCGGCUUCUCUGCAUUAUUUGACUCCGCCUGCUGUUCAAACCAUGAGUUAGCUGAACAGCAUCAGGCAGCAGUGUUCGGGAUAUUUUAAGGUCCAGCUAGUUUCUCUAGCUUUUAGCUUGAAGCCAGCUAGCAGCAUUCAUUCAGCUGUUGAAGCGUUAACGCCAGCACCUCAGCGACUGACUCUGUCCAACUACUGUCGUUGUCGCGACAUUUAUACAUUUUUGGACUCGGUCCUGCUUUGGGCAGUGUCAAGGGAAAAUGAAGAAAUUUUUUGAUUCCCGUCGGGAGUUUGGGAGCUCCGGGCCUGGUCCUGGAGCCGGUGGAGGAGGCGCUGGUUCCGGCGGCGGUGGCAGCUUCAUCGGACGAGUCUUCAGCAUUGGAAGAUAUCAAGUAACCGUGGAGGAAACAAUCGCUGAAGGAGGUUUUGCCAUAGUCUUUUUGGUGAGGACUCAUCAAGGUGCACGAUGUGCACUAAAAAGAAUGUAUGUCAACAACGAACACGAUUUGAAGAUCUGCAAACUUGAAAUACAAAUUAUGAGGGACCUGGUGGGUAACAAAAAUAUAGUCGGCUUCCUGGACUCCAGCAUAACUGCAGUCGGAGCUGGUGAUGUGUGGGAAGUCCUGAUCUUAAUGGACUUCUGUCGAGGUGGCCAGGUGGUGAACCUAAUGAACCAGCGGCUACAGACGGGCUUCACUGAAGCUGAGGUGUUACAGAUCUUUUGUGACACGUGCGAGGCGGUCACUCGUCUACAUCAGUGCAAGACUCCAAUCAUCCAUCGAGAUCUCAAGGUGGAAAAUAUUCUUCUUCAUGACCGGGGACACUAUGUGCUCUGUGACUUUGGAAGUGCCACCAACCACUUCCAAAAUCCACAGACAGAAGGGGUGGCAGUUUUAGAGGAUGAAAUCAAAAAGUAUACUACGCUGUCAUACCGUGCUCCAGAGAUGGUCAACCUCUAUGGGGGAAAUGUCAUCACAACAAAAGCAGACAUUUGGGCCUUGGGUUGUCUUCUCUAUAAGCUGUGCUACUUCACCCUUCCAUUCGGCGAGAGCCAAGUGGCUAUCUGUGAUGGCAGUUUCACCAUCCCAGACAACUCUCGCUACUCACAUGAAAUGCACUGUCUUAUUAGAUACAUGCUGGAACCUGAUCCUGAAAAGAGGCCAGACAUUUACCAAGUAUCCUACUUUGCCUUUAAACUGGCUCGACGAGAGUGUCCCGUCCCAAAUCUACAUAAUUCUCCUAUUCCUGCAAAACUUCCUGAGCCUAUCAAAGCGAGUGAAGCAGUGGCCAAAAAGAGUCAAAACAAAGCCAGGCUCACAGACCCAGUUCCUACAACGGAAACCUCAAUUGCACCUCGACAGCGGCCCAAAGCUGGCCAGGCUCAGCCCCAGCCCAUAUCAGGCAUUCUUCCCAUCCAGCCAGCACUCACCCCACGCAAGAGGCCUGGUGUGGCUACUGGGGCACCCCAGGCUAUAGGUGUCGGUAUCAGUGUCCCUCCUCCAGCUUCAGCUGCUGUCCAACCUGCUCAACAGGCUCCGUCUGCUAACAUGCAGCCGCAGGCUACAUCUCAGCAUCAGCAGCUGCUUAUGAAGCAGCAGCAGCAGCAGCAAGCCUCUGCCUUCUUAAGCCCACAGAGCACUCAGCAGCAUCACCUGGUACAGAACCUCUACCACCACCAACUUCAGCAACAACAAACAUCAUCACAAGCAUCCAGUCUGCUGCAAUAUAAACCUGUUCCUCAAGUUGUUACCCUGCAGCAUCAACACCAACAGCAGCAGCAUUUAGUCCUUGAAACUGCAGCUGCCCAUCUCACACCCAUCCCCGAGUCCGCAGUUGUUGGUCCUGCAGCUCGUGGUCCAGAGUUUGUGACGACUGGCAGAGGGAUCCACAAAGUUGGCUCCCUGACACCCCCCUCCUCGCCAAAGACGGCCACCAAGAGUGGCCACAGACGUAUCCUUAGUGAUGUCACCCACAGUGCCGUGUUUGGGGUCCCCGUUAGCAAGUCGACCCAGCUACUUCAGGCAGCCGCAGCUGAAGCCAGCCUCAACAAGUCCAAAUCAGCAAGCACUACUCCUUCUGGGUCCCCCUGCUCGUCCCAACAGAGUGUAUACCAUCCAGGUGACGGGGACGCCUCCUCAGCACUCACUGUCCCCCACACUCAGCCCGCCUGGAAUCCUUUUGGCGACGAUAACUUCUCUAAGCUAACAGCAGAGGAGCUUCUUAACAAAGACUUUGCAAAGCUAGCUGAGACUGCUGCAGCUGGAGAGAAAGCUGCGGGAUCCAAUGAAAAUCUCAUUCCCAGCCUCAAUGCCUUUCCAGAGAAGCUGAUUGAGGGACAGAAGUCCCCUGAUACUUCUCUUCUGCUCCCUGACCUCUUAACCCUGACUGACUCCUUCAACACUGCUGCAGAGAGCACCACAAAUGUAAAGGCAGAGGUGUGUGUGGACUCACUGAUUCCUGGUUUGGAGGCUCCCCAGCCCCAGAGACAUUUGGGCCAGCCAGAGCUCAUUCCUGCCAGUGUGCCAGAUUCUCUCACUGGGGAGGAUUCUCUGCUGGGUUGUGAUCUGUUAUCUCAUACCUGUCAUGGAAACCCAUCUGUUUCUGUUCUCCCUUCUUCUUGCUCCUCUGCUCCUCCUGGCGCUGGAUCCUGCCUGGAGGAGCUGCCAGCUGGUCAGACUGCUUCUGACUCUGCUUUCCUCAUGUCGUGUGGGGAGAAGGGCAAUGACGACGAGUUUGAUCCUAUUCCAGUGCUCAUCUCCAAAAACUCAAAUCAAGGUGGUCACUCGCGCACCAACAGUGGCAGUUCAGAGUCCAGCAUCCCCAACUUGGCUCGCUCCCUUCUGCUGGUGGAUCAGCUCAUCGACCUCUAGAGGGGGUGGGAGAGGUCGAAGGGGCAGUGUGCAAUCCUAACAAAGGGAUAUGGGGGGAGGGUUGGGGGGUAAAGAUGGGCACGCAGAGACACUUAAUGUAGCACCUUAUGAGGACCAAGAGGAGCCAGUAUUCUCUUUAUGUGCCUCCUUGGCCUCAACUCCAUCUCUAGUUGCCUGAUAGCUGGUUUCAUAUGUCUCUGCUAGCCGCUGACAUUCCCACACUGGUAAAAAUCUUUUCAUUAAUGCCUGAGCAUAUCGUCCGCUUCUGUCUUGGCUACACCAUGGUCUUCCUCAUGCUUUCUUCUUACUCCCAUUAACAUCCUUCACAGAGUGCACGGCCAUAGUCGACCAUCAUCGUAUGCACAUGUUAAGCAUGGUUAUAUGUGUCAGGGGUCUGACUAAAGACUGUAGAAUGCUGUAGAUAAUUUGAUGCACUUUCCUAUGAGAGCUUUGAACUACUGACCAAACAAAGAUGCAACCUGGAGCUGCGCUUCUGUUCGGAUUGAACCAGUUUACAUAUAAAAGAAGUGUCAGUUUUGGAUAGGUUUUAAAGAUUUCUCACACUGUUGGAGUGCGCAUAGUCAUGGAAAGUCAAAUCUGUUCAAGCCAUCAUGUGCCAUGAUUCCUUUAUAGAUCUAUUUGUCUAAACCAGCUAUUCCCAAAGUCAAGAGUGCUGCAGCCCACUUAAAAACCAGAAAAUCCCACGGGCCCCACCCAGUGUUAAAUCUUCACUCUAAUCAAAACACGAGAGGGUGGUGUGUUUUUUCUUGACAUUUCUAUUUAAAAAAAGCAUAAACAGCCCAGGCUGUUUGCUAUAAAUUGCUAAUGCUGCCCAAUCACAUGCAAAGUGUCAUGGCCACCUGCCACUGGGACUCAGACUUCAAAACAAGAGCGUAAAUUUAGAUCAGAGUGAUGAAAAACUUCACAAACUCACCACCUCCGAUCACCAGUGUUAAUUCACUUUUAUAUAAAUAAAUACAUUUAAAUAUGUACAUACUUGUACAUACUUGAGCGUAAUUUCUGUUAUUACUGCAGGCACCUGUAGUACCUUUGUGGCCCACACUUUGGGAAUCACUGGUGUAAACCGACCAAGUGGCUUCACAGGCUUGAGCAUACCUGUAUACUGUCCCCUCUUUCUGGAUGUUAAGCAGCGUGUCUAGCGUAUUCUAAUGCUACACCUGUAAAUCUGUCAGUUGUAAUCAUUUCCUGAAACUGCUGAGGUCAGUGUUAAUACAGCUGGUGAGUUCGGCUCCAUUGCCACAGCACAGCUUCCCACCAUUGUCAGCAUUAUCUACAACACCACUAAUGCCAGCUCAUUCUCAUACCUGUGACCCAUCGUUGAGGUAAGCACAGCAGAAGUAAAAGGGAAUGAAGGUAUUUGACCUGUUCCGAUGCCAAAGCUAAACAAGACUCUAUUAUCAUGCUGUUUUUCCUCUGUGUUGGUCCGCUCUCAGGGUCGUAUAAAUGAGCAGAUUUUUAGCAGAAUACCACCGUCACAGAGAGGGAAGUGUGACGUAAAUGUCAUUAUUUUGUGUAGGUAUUAUGUUAAUGAAGGAACUUUACAUGAAAAUAUCCUUCCUCCCUCUCCCACUGACAUCCUCUCAAUCUUCUCUGGCCAAUCCUUUGUUACCAUAUACCAUAAAGUCAGUUGUGACAGUCUGUCCAGAUGAAAGAGAAAUGUAAAUAUACAUAAAGUAACACUUUUUUCUUUUUUCUUUUUUUUGCACUUGUCAGCAUUGGUAAAGGUAGAUUUUAGUGUGUAACAUUUUAUCAUGUUAUGAUUAAAAGUGACUAUUAUUGAUAGUGCUUUAGAAAGAAUGUAUUAACUGAGGACCAUUAUAAAAUAUGUAAAAAUUGUAUAAGGAUGUAUAGAUAAAACAUAUUUGUGUAUGAGGCUUUAUUUAAGAGUGCAAAACUGUCGACUCUGUCCUUCUGUCUUCUCUCUUAGUUCUUGUCAAACAUUUAUCUAGUGCUCACGGUUUAGUUACCAAACAAACAUGAGACUAAGUGCUUUUGAAUCGCUUGACUGGAUAGUAUGUGUUGCUCUCCAUUGCAGCUGUUAGGUUAUACACUAGUACUGGUACAUGUAAGUUACUGUAUAUGCCUGAAUAGAUUUUAUUUAACAGAGCUAAUGACGGAACUAACUUCCUGAUAACACUGGGAUACCUUUCACCUCUGUCUCCUAUAGUUCAUUAAAUAAUCAUAAGAAAG
Molecule: messenger RNA, 5478 nt
Organism: Maylandia zebra (zebra mbuna)
Lineage: Eukaryota; Metazoa; Chordata; Actinopteri; Cichliformes; Cichlidae
Gene: aak1a
Product: AP2 associated kinase 1a
Biological process (GO): protein phosphorylation
Molecular function (GO): ATP binding; protein kinase activity
Source: RefSeq, a predicted model, not a curated record